Messenger RNA from Closterium sp. NIES-65, 2481 nucleotides. NCBI's taxonomy places the organism in Eukaryota, Viridiplantae, Streptophyta, Zygnematophyceae, Desmidiales, Closteriaceae. The record is from the annotation of a GenBank genome assembly.
AUGCAAAAUACCCUGGAACUUCCGGAAGACCAGAGGCGGCAGCACGCAGAGCGCAUUCUGGGAGCGGAGCGCGGCGAAAUGGUGGGCGGUCGGCGCGGCGAGCGCGUCCUGCUGGACACAGGAAUGAAGCUUGGGAUGUCCGCGCCGCCGCUCAGCUCGGGGCCGAGCAUGGCGGUGGUGAACAUGUCGUUCUACCGCUGGGAGAGCGUCGCGGCCCCGCCCGUCGUCGACUGGCGGAAGACCGUCGCCAUCACGCCCAUCCAGACGCAGUUCAUGGUGGGUACUCCGCUCGCCCCUCGCUCGCCUGGUUACGUCACUGCUACUAUGCCUGUUCAGCCCCCGUCCUCGCUGCUUAAUUUUCCUCCCACCCCUUCGCAGUGCUCAAGCUGCUGGGCGAUCGCAGCCGUCGAUUCCAUCGCCAUAAUGUGGGCGAUCGCCAACAACGGUGUCGGGACGAAUCUGUCGCCGCAGCAGGUGUGCGACUGCGCGACGAAGCAGUGCUGCCAGGGCGGGUGGCCCGAGUGGGCCUUCUCCUACGUGCUCUUCAACGGCGGCAUCACGUCCAACGCCAACUACCCCUACCUCGCCUACGAUUCCGCCACGUGUCUGCUCGACACAUCCAUGUCGUCCGUGGCACAGAUCACGGGGUGGGAGCUGGUGCCGGCAUUCAACGCCAUGGCGCUCAUGAAGGCCGUCAGCAUGCAGCCCGUCGUCGCCUUCAUCAGCGCCUCCGCCGCCGACUUCACCGCUUACUCAAGCAAUGGCGUGCUGAACAUUUACAACGGGCUGUGCACGACUGACGUGAACCACGCGGUGGUGGUGGUGGGCUUUAACUACACGGGGCCGGACCUCAAAGGCAGCUAUUGGAUCAUCAAGAACUCGUGGUACGCCACGUGGGGCGACCGCGGCUACAUGUACCUCGCCAUGACGCCCGACGUGCGCGGGAAAUGCGGCAUCCUAUCAACCCCCGCCAUGUACCCCGUCUACUUCCCAUCCGGGCAGCAGCCGGCGCGCUUUGCGUCUGACAAGCGCGGCAAGUGGAAAAUCAACAAAGUGGACGACCUCUCGUCGUCGCUCUUCUCCUCCACCCUCUCCCUUUCAACCACCAGCAUCAGCACCACCACCACCACAACUACUUCGUCGACUGACUUCUCUUCAUCAACAGACUUCGCCAUCGCAGCUAUCACCGUUCCGACGAUCUCCGAUUCUUCCUCGCUACUCAUUGGUUCCACCACUGAUUCGUCUGCGACCAAGACGACCACGCUGAGUACGACGUGCGUCGGGAUGAUCAACCCGUGCGGCGGGGGCAGUUGUUACAUCAGCGGCGGGAUUCCGCGGUGCAACUGCAGCGCGAUGGCGAAUAUGGUCGAGGUGUUGGGAGUGCCCACGUCCAAGUGCGUGCCGCGAAGUCCCUGCACGACGGCUUCUGUGAAUCCCUGCGGCGGCGGAACGUGCACGGAUGUGGGUGACGGGACGUACACGUGCGCGUGCUCUGCUGGUUACGCCAUCGGCGCUGCUGUCGAUGGUUCGCCAACCAACCCUGGCUUAUCGUGCAAGCGUUUGUUCAAGUCGGAGCAGAUUUGCCUCCAAAUGGUGACCGCAUCGUCAACAUCGUCGGCUGUACAGUGCGGGCAAAGCGUCGCUGUGGUCAUGGGAGACACGUGCGCAUCGGUUGCCCUUAAAUAUUCUGUCGACACUGCAACUUUCGCCUCGCUCAACCCAGGUGUCAACUGUAACAGCAAUCUUGCAGUGGGAUCAUACGUCUGUGUGGCGCCAACAUCACCUGCGACCACCAUCAACUGCACGGGGCGGUACCGGGUGAUGCAGGGCGACACAUGCCCCUCCAUCUGGAAUGCAGCCAACCUCACCAUGUCCAUGUUCCAAGCCAUCAACCCGGGCAUUCAGUGCCAGGCGCCCUACCUGGUGGUGGGCCAGCAAGUCUGCAUUGACUCACCCAUCCUCACCACCAUGCAGCGAAACCCAAACGCCAACUACUCCAUCUACACCGUCCGUGCGAAUGACACUCUCUCCACCAUCUCCUCCCUCUACCUCCCCCGCUGCACAAAGCUCUCCGUGACCCCCGCUGCCAUCGCUGCACAAAACUACCUCACCAACCUCUCUGCACCACUCCCCAUCGGCAUGAACCUCAUCAUCCCCUGUAUGGGCGGCAUCGGUAUGAUUGACGGCGGUUGUGCAACGUCUCUCACGGUGUGCGGAUCAGAUUUCGUCUCGUACCCGUCAUACUGCCAUGCAGCCGUGAACUACGCCCUUCCAGUUUUCCAAUAUAGCCCGUGUGACAAGUGUGGGGCCGCAUGCCCUGGCCGCAUGGGGUUGACCCCGCUCACUGGGUUCGGCUGCACGCAAGCCGUCUGCCCGUAUCCAGCCUGGGGUGCCUGUGGGGGCCGCCGCAUCUGCUUCGUUGCUGCUUGCAUGGCUGUUGGCAUAUGCGUGCAUGGGGUGUUAGGGUGCAUGGGGUGUUAG